Messenger RNA from Verticillium alfalfae VaMs.102, 3039 nucleotides. RefSeq names its product shuttle craft. The coding region runs from base 1 to 3039 and encodes 1012 amino acids. Gene Ontology annotation, cellular component: nucleus. The transcript is spliced from 6 exons. Gene Ontology annotation, molecular function: zinc ion binding; DNA-binding transcription factor activity, RNA polymerase II-specific; RNA polymerase II transcription regulatory region sequence-specific DNA binding. Gene Ontology annotation, biological process: negative regulation of transcription by RNA polymerase II. The record is from RefSeq and is a predicted model, not a curated record. Lineage: Eukaryota; Fungi; Ascomycota; Sordariomycetes; Glomerellales; Plectosphaerellaceae.
AUGCCGGCAGAGGCAAGCUCAGCUCCUGCGAGUGACGGCGCCCAGGGAAGUCGGGGGACGCCCGAGGCAGCGGCGGAGAGGGCAGCGCGGCGUCGCGCGGGCAGGGGCAGGGCCGUGGCGGCGCUGCUGAGCAGGGUGGACAGCCGGCGGCUGCUGCUCCUGUCGAGAGGACCAACGGCUCUCCGACACCUGCAAACGAUUCAGGCGAUGCCGUUGCAUCGCUUCGUUGCGGGAACGCAGAGGACCUUUGGCGGCCACCUGACGUCAGAAAUGGCGGAUGGUGGAGGCCAGGUCGACGGGGACGCUGGGCUGAGUGCGGCUGCUGCAGAGUUUGUGCCCGGCCAGGCCAUCGCUCCGAAGAGCAGACAACCACCAAGACAGAAAGCACCCCAAUAUCCUCUGGCUCCAAAGUCAACGGCUGAGGAUCUGCCCACUCGUAUUCACCAGGACAUCAGCAAUGGACAGUAUGAGUGUGUAAUUUGCGCCAGCGAAGUCCUGCGGUCCUCGAAGGUUUGGUCCUGUAACCUGUGCUGGACUGUCGUCCAUCUUCCCUGUGUCAAGAAAUGGCACAAGAGCCAGAUCGAGAAGCCGAACCCCCUGGAACAAGAACAGCCCGAUCAGCCCAGGACAUGGCGAUGCCCUGGCUGCAACUCAAAGUUGACGGAACACCCCAGCUCAUACCACUGCUGGUGUGGCAAAGACAUCAAUCCACAGAAUGUUGGCAGUCUCCCGCCACACUCGUGCGGCCAAACCUGCACGAAGCCGCGAGCGACAUGUCCUCAUCUCUGCUUCUCAGACUGCCACGCCGGGCCGUGUCGUCCGUGCGAUUUGAUGGGACCGACACAGCCCUGUUUCUGCGGCAAGCAGGAGAGCACCAAGCGUUGCAGCGACACCGACUACGACAAUGGCUGGAGCUGCAAGGAGAUUUGUGGCGACCUGCUGCCAUGCGGAGAGCACUUUUGUGAACAAGAGUGCCACUCUGGUCUAUGUGGCAGCUGUACCGUGCCGAUGGUAUCACGUUGCUAUUGUGGCAAGGUCGAGAAGAAGAUUCCUUGCGAUCGUCGGGACGAGGUGCGGACGUCUUUCAAUUAUGGCCAAAUUGACGCCUCGGAAACGGAUACUGUGCAACCUCAAGAGCCGUUCGAUGGUUGUUUCGACUGCGGGGCUUCUUGUGGACGGAAAUACGACUGUGGCCAUCACGAAUGCCAGAAAACCUGCCACCCCCAGGAUGAGGUCGAAGCUCAUUGUCCACUUUCUCCCAAUGUUGUCGAAAACUGCCCUUGCGGCAAAACGCCGCUGGAACGACUGCUCGAACAACCACGGCAGUCAUGCCAGGAUCCUGUUCCUCACUGUCAGGAGAUAUGCGGCAAGACCCUAGCGUGUGGGCACGAGUGUGACAGGACGUGCCACGUUGGCCCUUGCCCACCUUGUUACCAGAGGAUGGACAUUGCCUGCAGAUGCGGCCGCACAUCCAGCCGGACGCUCUGCCAUGGUGAUGACAUGGCUCUUCCCGUGUGUGUGAGAGUGUGUCAAGCGCAGUUGAACUGCGGUCGUCACCAGUGCGGCGACCGCUGUUGUCCUGGCGAGAAGAAGGCGGUUGAGAGGCAGGCGGCAAAGCGGAAGAACAAGCUGCAGAACCCGGAUGAGAUUGAGGCCGAGCAUAUCUGCAUCCGCGUUUGUGGGAGGACCCUCAAGUGCGGUGCUCAUCAGUGCCAACAGAUAUGUCACCGAGGACCGUGCGGAAGUUGUCUCGAGGCCGUCUUCGAUGAGAUCAGCUGCACUUGCGGCCGCACGGUGUUGCAGCCGCCCCAACCAUGUGGAACUAGACCUCCAGAGUGUCGUUUCGAUUGCACGAGGCGGCCGGUUUGUGGACAUCCGCCAGUGUCGCACAACUGUCAUCCCGAUGACAUCGCGUGCCCAAAGUGCCCAUUUUUGGUUGAAAAGCCAUGCAUCUGUGGUAAGCAGAGACUCAAGAACCAGCCAUGCUGGUUCGAAGAGGUCCGCUGUGGACUUCCCUGCGGCGAGAAGCUUAAAUGCGGCCUUGUGGCAAAUCAAGAAAGUCGUGUGGGCACGCAGACCAAGAUAACUGCCAUGCGCCAUACCGAUAAGGCGUGCCAGGCUAAGGAGUUCAUCACUUGUGCUUGCCAACACCGCAAGAAGGAAAUCAAAUGUCUCGCCACCCGUAUCAACCCGGAGCCUGAACGCGAAACUCUCAAGUGCGACGACGAGUGCCUUCGUCUCCAGCGCAACCAGAAACUUGCAGCCGCCCUCAGCAUCGAUCCUGCAACUCACACCGACGACCAUGUUCCCUACUCAGAUACCACGUUGAAGCUAUUCCGCGACAGCGUGCGUUGGUGUCAGACCCAAGAGCGCGAGUUCCGCGUCUUCGCCUCGGACGCCGCCGAAAAGCGCAUACGCUUCAAGCCCAUGCCGCCUUCGCAGCGAGCCUUCCUCCACGCCCUCGCCGAGGACUUUGGCUUGGACACGGAGAGCCAGGAUCCGGAGCCGCACCGUCACGUCAGCGUCUUCAAGACACCGCGUUUCGUGUCGGCGCCCUCCAAGACCCUCGCUCAGUGCGUCAAGAUCAAGAAUGUGCAAGCUGCGGCGGCCAAGGCCGGAGCGUCUGCGUCCGAGGCGCCCAAGCAGGCGCCGUUCAACGCGCUGCUGCUCUCGACCCCGCGGUUCGCGCUGACCAUUGAGGAGCUGGACGCUGCUCUUGCCGGAGAUUUUGCGGCGCAUAACAAUCUGUCUUUUACGACGAGCUUCCUGCCGUCAGAUGAGGCCGGCUUAGCCGGUGCCGUGACGCUCGUGCAUGCGGACCAGGACCAGAAUGUCUUGCGGAAAGAGGUCACGGGGGAGACGAAGGAUGCUGGCGGCUGGAGCUCCGUCGUGGGGCGGAGGCCGCAGGCUGCGGCGCCUGCGCCUGUCGAGAAGAAACCUGCUAGCGGGUUCGUGAGUUUCUCGAGGCUGCCGAGAAAGAAGAUUGUGCAAGAGACGGAGGAAGACUGGGAGGCUGCUGCGGAAAAAAUGGAUGAUUAG